AUGAGGCUUAUGAAACAGAAGAACUGGGAAACUGAUCAUUUUAUGUGGAUUUUCAUAUGGCAGAACGAUUUCAAUUUUGAGAAGAGAGAUUGGAUGACUGUUCAACCAGAGGAGUUACGGACAGGGUCACGAUUGAUCAUGGGGUUGAACCCUCCUUUCGGAGUUAAAGCAGCUUUGGCAAACAAGUUUAUCGACAAGGCUCUCGAGUUCAAUCCAAGGAUUCUUAUUCUAAUUGUUCCACCAGAUACUCAAAGGUUAAACGAAAAGAAUUCGCAUUAUAAUCUAAUUUGGGAGGAUGAGCAGUUUCUGUCAGGAAAGUCAUUCUAUCUCCCUGGAUCUGUUGAUCAGAAUGACAAACAAAUGGAGCAGUGGAAUGUGAGGCCACCUCCACUCUAUCUUUGGAGCCGUCCUGAUUGGUCUGCUGAGAACAAGGCUAUAGCUCGAGAGCAUGGGCACAUCUCUGCAUCACCACCAGGGUUACAUGAAAACAUUGCCAAAUCAACAACUCUGCACCACUUCCCCAGCUCUAGGCGUUUUCAUCACAACAUUCCCAAAUUCACAAACAAUUUCUAA
Prunus armeniaca (apricot) is the source of this 573-nucleotide messenger RNA. Lineage: Eukaryota; Viridiplantae; Streptophyta; Magnoliopsida; Rosales; Rosaceae. The record is from the annotation of a GenBank genome assembly.